GUUUAAUUGUAAGGGGUAAGAUCCCCUCCCGUUUAAAAUCCUCCAUUUAUCUCCUGUUUUUGUCUAGAUGAGUGAUAUGUGGUCAACAACACAUCCAAAGGUUAAAAAAUACCCACGAAUUUUCUCUUUGUUUUUUGAUCUUUCUUUCUCUAUUUCAUUCCGUCUCUCUCUGCCCCUCUCUCUCCAACAUCGUCACAGUCGCAUGAGAAUCAAAAGCAUAAAAAUCAUAACUUGCCAGAGAAAAAGGGAAAAAGCAGACAAUAGAUGAGGAAAUCCCAUCAGGCCAUCACCAAAUCCUUUUGCUCUAUUCCUUUCAAUGACUCUCGUGACCUUAGAAUCAACUUAAAAAGCUCAAGAACUCAAACCCUUUUUGGUACAAGUCAUGGCUUCCUCCUUUGGGUCUUGCCUUGAAGAGAGCAUGAAGAAGAAAGAGGCUGAGAACCCAGUUGUUUAUUCCAAAACUUGGUGCUCGAGUGUAUGCUUUCGCAAUUUGCUUCAAUCUCUUCGAGCUACUUCUUCCUCAUCCAAGAUUGGAUGUUACUAUGGAUUUUCAUCUCAGGCUUCAUCUUCUCCGCAACAAAUGUGCGAACCAUCUAUUUAUCGAGAUGAUGACUACGCUGAUUUGGACUGGGAUAAUCUUGGAUUUGGUAUAAUGCCAACUGAUUACAUGUACCUUAUGAAAUGUUCUAACGGAGAGGAUUUUGAACAAGGUCAACUUAAUCGUUAUGGAAACAUUGAGUUGGGCCCUGCUGCUGGAGUUCUGAAUUAUGGGCAGGCAGUGUAUGAAGGUACAAAAGUACAUAGGAAAGAAGAUGGGCGGCUUCUUCUCUUCCGUCCAGAGCAGAAUGCGAUUCGCAUGAAAUUUGGAGCGGAGAGAAUGAGCAUGCCAUCACCCUCCAUUGAUCAAUUUGUAGAUGCUGUGAAGCAGACUGUCCUAGCCAACAAGCGUUGGGUUCCUCCUCCAGGAAAAGGGUCUCUGUACAUUAGGCCUCUGCUCAUGGGAAGUGGUCAAAUAUUGGGUUUGGGUGCAGCACCUGAAUACACUUUCCUAGUAUAUGUUUCCCCUGUUGGCAACUAUUUCAAGGAGGGUUUUGCACCCUUGAACUUGUAUGUUGAGAAAGAGUUUGAUCGUGCCUCUCGUGGUGGAACUGGAGGUAUCAAAUCAAUCACCAACUAUGCCCCUGGUUUGAAAGCAUUGACUAAAGCAAAGAACAGAGGAUUUUCUGAUGUCUUAUAUCUAGACUCAGUGAAUAGGAAAAAUAUUGAGGAGGUCUCCUCUUGUAACAUUUUUAUUGUGAAGGGCAAUGCUAUUUCAACUCCUGCAGUAAAUGGGACCAUUCUUCCAGGAGUCACCCGUAGAAGCAUCAUUGAGAUUGCUCGUGAUCAUGGUUACCAGGUCGAGGAACGUGUUAUUCCUAUUGAUGAAUUGACUGAUGCCGAUGAAGUUUUCUGCACAGGAACUGCUGUUGGUGUUGCUUCUGUAGGUAGCACUACGUAUGAAGGGAAAAGGAUUAAAUUUAAAACGGGUGCUCAGACUGUGUCCCAGGAGCUAUACUCAACCCUUGUAGGAAUAAAAACGGGUUUGAUUGAGGAUAAGAUGGGCUGGAUAGUAGAGAUAGAAUAGUGACUAUACCAAAAUAUUGUCAAAAUUGUUGCUCUUUGGAACAGAAUUUGUAAAAAUAAACCAAUUUCAUAAUUCACAAUCUAUACAUCCAAAAUUGAAUGUGUUUGGUGUUUA
Messenger RNA from Quercus robur (English oak), 1738 nucleotides. RefSeq names its product branched-chain amino acid aminotransferase 1, mitochondrial-like. The coding region runs from base 383 to 1624 and encodes 413 amino acids. Gene Ontology annotation, biological process: branched-chain amino acid metabolic process. Gene Ontology annotation, molecular function: branched-chain-amino-acid:2-oxoglutarate transaminase activity. Lineage: Eukaryota; Viridiplantae; Streptophyta; Magnoliopsida; Fagales; Fagaceae. The transcript is spliced from 11 exons. The record is from RefSeq and is a predicted model, not a curated record.